AUGGUUCUGUUUGGACUAGCCACAGGUCCGCUCAGGCUCUUCAAUGCAAAUGGAAGGAGCAUGUUUCGUUACGAGCUUUCCGACCAAUCUCGCGAUCCAGCCCAAUCCCACGUACAAGGUCUAGGCGAUUGUCUGCAAUUCCUGCAGUUCAUAUUCCUAACCAGUUGUAUAACGCUUCCAUACCCUGGCUUCUUCCGGGCAAUCAUCGGACAGCUGGCCUGGUCAUCGCUCAUCUUCCGGAACUGGCCUGUUACGCAUGGAUUCGCUUAUCCUGGGGUCGAGAACGGAUUGUAUGCGACCAAUACGACUUGGGGCUUAGAGGAAAUGACGCAGCUCUUGGGCGGCACUACUAUCAGUGAUCUCUGGGUCAAUGCGAUCGUCAACCUGCUCUUCUUGAUCGUGGGGAUUGUCGUGCUCGUGCAAUUUCCGUUCGGGUUCCAAUGGGCGCCAAGGAUCUUUCGGAGGCGCCAAGCGGUUGAGCUGUCGGACCUUCAGGAGGAAUCCUUGACACAGUUUCAGCGUACUGGAUGGAGUUUUCUUCGAGCAGUGCUUGAUCAUUUUCUCCUUCCACUUGUGACCUUCUCCACGAGCCAAUCUAUUCUAGCGUCAUGGCUCCCGGCCUAUCGUACCUUCCUGGCAGUUGCGACUGUUGGUCUCAUUUCCAUGUGCCUGGGCGCUACCGUUCGGCCCAAACGAGCGAGCGCGGGUGUAUUGGCAUAUAGCAUUCUAUCUUUAUAUGCUGCCAUGCUGGUUUUUGGGUUCUUGGUUCCUUGCCUCAUAAGCAUAGUGCUUUUCGUCCUCCGCAAAAUGGGAAUCGCGCACUUCGAUGGCGGCAAUCUUGCCCGAACCCAUCAAGCGCCGGUCGUCUCUAAAGGUUUUCGGAAUCGGUCAACUUUCGCUGCGGUCAACAAGGAAGACUUCAUUCACGGAGCUUCCAGAGCUUCGUCCCGCAGUACCAUCGACUUUCGGGCUCCCCGGCCCGUCACGCCGAGAUCUUCGAUGUCACACCGCUUUUCGACCAUCCAAACGCAGUCCCACAGCGAGGAUGAAUCGGUGGAUUCCAGCAUGAACUCGGUAGACCUGAGUGUUCUGGAUGAAGAUACAACCACGAUCAGCGGUGAUGGCGAUUAUUCUAAGCGCGAGGCAGAUCAAUACUACGGUCGGCAAAUGGUACUGCAGGCUCAUGCUGGGGUAGAACGAACGGAAGCUGUUCGUUUCACAGAACCGGACCGGCCUUUGCGAUGGCCCUGGAAGGCGAAGAAAAAGACGAAAGGCUUCGAAGUUGUGAGGCCUGGUCGUCCCGGGCUGUGACGGUGUUUAUGAGUUGGACUUUGGAACUUUUGUAGACUCUGAUUCAAGAAGAAAUAUAUAAUAUUUUCACCUUCC
Aspergillus saccharolyticus JOP 1030-1 is the source of this 1386-nucleotide messenger RNA. RefSeq lists its product as uncharacterized. The transcript is spliced from 4 exons. Lineage: Eukaryota; Fungi; Ascomycota; Eurotiomycetes; Eurotiales; Aspergillaceae. The record is from RefSeq and is a predicted model, not a curated record. The coding region runs from base 1 to 1311 and encodes 436 amino acids. Gene Ontology annotation, biological process: transmembrane transport.